Glossina fuscipes is the source of this 1037-nucleotide messenger RNA. RefSeq names its product juvenile hormone acid O-methyltransferase-like. Bases 78 to 929 code for a protein of 283 amino acids. The record is from RefSeq and is a predicted model, not a curated record. The transcript has 3 exons. NCBI's taxonomy places the organism in Eukaryota, Metazoa, Arthropoda, Insecta, Diptera, Glossinidae.
AAAGCGCUGGAAGUUUUCUUUAAGGAAACAUCGUAAAAGUCUGCUCUAUUUUAUCGAACUUCCGUUUAUAUUAAAAAAUGCAUCGAGCCGCUCUAUAUCAGCGAGCGAAUGUCCUCCAAAGACGUGAUGCUGAACAAAUACUUAAGGAAUACUCGAACUCGUUGCAAUGGCAUCUGGAUGGUCAAGAUAGUUUAAUAGAUAUUGGCAGUGGUCCGGGUGAUGUCUUUAAGGACUUCAUUUAUCCCCUAAUGCCGAGCAAUUUCGGCAAGCUAGUUGGCUCAGACAUUUCCCCAAAAAUGUGUAAACAUGCUCUCAAAGCUUUCAAAUUCGACGAACGUUGUGAUUUCAGAAUAUUGGAUAUUGCUACUGAGGAAGAAUUGCCGAACGAUUUAAAAGGACAAUUUGAUCAUGUGACUUCGUUCUAUUGUCUGAACUGGGUACAAAAUCAAAGAAAAGCUUUGGAAAAUAUUUACCAGUUGCUACGGCCCGAAAGUGGUGACUGCCUUUUAGUGAUUCUGAUAGAUAACCCUAUCUAUGAGAUUUACUUAUCGUUAAGUAAAUUACCUAAAUGGUCACCAUAUAUGGCUGAUGUAAAACGUUUUAUUUGUCCUUUCUAUCGCACCGAAAAACCUCAAGAAAAAUUUGCCGCAUUAUUAAAGGAGACGGGUUUCAGUCAUAUUAAAACUGAGUUACGUCACAAUGCGUACGACUUCAAUGGAGUUGAUACAGUGAAAGAUAAUGCCGAGGCUAUAUGUCCUUUCUUGGAUCGUAUACCUUCCCAACGACACCCGGAAUUUUGGCAAGACUUCUUUAACAUUGUCGUCGAUUUGAAGUUACAAGAUGCCACUGGGGACAAAAUUACCGUUCCGUAUGUAGCAAUGGUUGCUUAUGCUAGAAAAUCUCCGCAAUUAUUUGAUAAUAAUAACUAAAGGAGAAAAAAGAUUUUUGGCUACGUAUUGCGAAGAUUUGCUAAUGUUAGCUCAAUGGCUAUAAAUUUAUGUUAUAGCUUUGCGAGCAAAGGAUAAUCUCCUUAAAAU